AUCACCAUUCUAUGUACACAUAUAAGUUGAUGUAGAUAAUAAUGCAGUGUGCUACCACUAAAUCUCUUCUUAGUUUUGCCUUCCUCUUCAUAGAACCAGUUGAAGCUCGUGUAAGGAAACUUGAGAACAAGAAAAAGGCCAUGGAGAAGCUUAGAGAAAAGUCACAAGUUUCUAAGCCAAAAGGUGAAGCACCUUCAACACAACAAUUGCCAGAUGAUAAAAGCCUUCCAACUUUGCCACUACCAUCACAAGCAAGCAGAGUAGGACGUUUAGUGGAAGCAACCCACAACAAUAUUUGAAACUACUUGUUAUUCAAGACAAUCUAACAUUGAAUCAUCGGAACUACUUGUUUCUGACAGCCUAACAAGUGAGGAGCUAUUUAAUCCAAAAACAAGUUUGUAAUUAGCUAAUCUCAUGUUAAGAACUAGUACUUUGAGUUGGUGAAUACCAAUUUAGUUAAGAUUCUAAUAUAGGCUGAUUUGGGUU
Molecule: messenger RNA, 486 nt
Organism: Rubroshorea leprosula
Lineage: Eukaryota; Viridiplantae; Streptophyta; Magnoliopsida; Malvales; Dipterocarpaceae
Source: the annotation of a GenBank genome assembly